UUGAAAGAUUUUCUCGGUUUCGUUUUGUUGUGCCGAGAAAAAUGGUUUUUCGUGAAGUUACUACGUUUCAUCUAUGUCAUGACUGACCUCUUUCACCUCAGGAAAAAUAAAAUGUGAUAUGUUUAAAAUGAGUUCUACAUCGGCGGUGGUUUGCCGUGAAGUUUUCGAUGAAAACAGCCAACCCUCUGCAGAAGAAAUCUCCGAGUAUGCUCAGCAGCUGGGCAUCGACCCUGAGAGUGAGAGCCACCUCCUGCCGCUGGCUCGAGAUGGCCUCAUGCAAGCGCUGCCUCCACCUUGGAAGGCUUACUUUGAUGAGAAACUUCAAACACAUUACUACUACAACGAAGAGACGAAGAAAACCCAGUGGGAUCAUCCGUUAGACAAUAUUUAUAGGGAGCUCGUGAAACGGGCGAGAGAUGCGUCGAUGCAAGAUGACACCUGUGCUUCAGUGCAGGAACUUCUCACAUCAGAAGAGAACACAAAAAACCUGGAACGCGUCGAAACAAAAGUUGAAAGCGACGAUGACGAACUCACAACCGACAGCGAAAACCAGACGGACGUUAAAGACAACGCAUCCGCGACCUUAACAUCUGGGCUUAAGCGCUUAAAUCCUUUGGGUCGACCGCCGCUUGCGCCUUUAGCAAGACUAGAUAAGAAGCUGGGUGAUUUGCGGAUCUCGCCCUUAAGGCGUAGUAUGGACAGUCCAUUAUCGACUAAGCCGAAUCUCGUGAGGAAUACUUCUGAUAGGGAUCUCCUGAGUCGGCAGCCGUUUGAGAGGCCGAAGCAACUCUUCAAGCAGCAGUCGGAGAUCAUAGACUUGAAGAUGCAUGUGUUGACAAGCCCUGAGGAAGAAAACUUCAGCCCUCUGCUUUCGUCUGCUAAGAUUGACAAGGGAUUACCAUUGACAGGCAAAGGCAGCAUGUUCCUCAAACUGUCCAAGUCAGAUUUCCCCAGUCCCGACACUGAGAAGUCGCUGCCUCUAGAUUCGGUCACCAAGAGCGACCCGCCUAAAGGGAUCCUACGCGAGAAGAUAUCAGACACGCUACAGAGAAAGGCUGACAGUGUUGCCAUUGGGAAGAAACAGGCGUCUAGCUUUGAAGAAGACAGAAAGAGUGUUAGAUUCAAACUGGAGAACCUUCCAGAUCCCACCAUCAGUCCAGGCUCGAACAGCUCUUCAGAACAGAACGAUGGUCAGAGCUCCAUUAUUAGUGCGGCCCCCGCUGUGCUAUCCCCUAUUAUCCCCUCGUCGCCCCUCAUUCCCCCUGUUAUCCCCCCUAUUGCCCCUGUGAACCCCUCGAUAGUGCUGUCUCCUUUGGUAGCCAGACCGCCUCUGCCGCCGAGGCCGAUGGCAGGGGAAAGUCCGAGGGAGGUUAGGAGUGCUUCUAUAUCCGAGAAGGAGUCGAUUGACAGCGACAGUCGCGAAAGCCGAGGCACGUCGCCCAGAAGGCGAGUUCUCCGUCCUCCAGCAGGCGAUUACAUCAAACCGGACUUAUUCCAGAAGAACUUUCAGAAGAUAUCCGAUCUAGUCCGACCCGGGGACAUCGAGACCUCCUCGGUGAAUCUGGAAGAACCGUCUUUGGAGAAGGAAGCCAGGCCGAGGUCUCCAAUGAUCCCACAAAAGAGCAAAAUAUCCAUCAACCUAAUGGAGAGCAUAGAAUCGGAAACCUCAAUAGAUUCACCUGACCGAGAGUUCGCGAAUCUAGACCUAAACGACCUGGACGAUUCGAACGACAUUCCAGAAAAAGAAACAAACGAAAACAUUCCAGACAAAGACUCAGAAAAAGAAAGCCCCAAAGAGGUUGAAGUCACAGAAAACUCAGAAAAGACUUCGUCACAUUCCAAAGCGUCUACCAACAAGUCGCGUACCAUCGACAGUGUUCCGAUACCUCAAAUCAAAGUUCCUAACUUAGAAUUUAUUUCGAAGCAAAACAAACUACUGCAUUCCGACUCGGAUGAUUCCAAAAAGUCUAACAACGAAGAGAGUAAAACUAGAUCGGUUAGCGUAGAAGUCCAUAAAGCGCCGCAAUUGAAAGUUUCUCCCACGCCUAGCUUUGGUUCUGAUAUGAGAUCUCCUAGAGAAUUCAAUAAGCCUUGGAGUCCCCUAUCGACCUUCAAGCCUUUGAACAAAGCGGUAAUAGCUCCUCAAAUUAAGACCUCAGAAUCUGCUUCGAGUCUCGGUAAAAACCUUGCCAGUCCUCGAUUGGAUGGGGUAAUAUUAUCUCAAGGAAAAUCCAACGAUAAUGUGGUAGUAGUGUACCAGUUUGAGACUCAAGAGGAUUCCGUUCCGAAGAUUAUAAAGUCGCCCAUGAUUCCUGAUAUGGGGACCAGGGAUAUGAUUGAGAGAACGAAGGGAGACGAAAGAAGAAGGCUAGAGUUUUCCUUGCAGAAAGAGCUGGAGAAUAUGAGGUUGGAAUGGACUACCAGGGAAAGGAGAAUGCGAGCGGAGUUGCAGGAAGAAUUUAAGGACGCAGAGGAGAGGUUUUUGACUGAGAAAAGAGUUCGGUUGGCGGAGCAGAUUGAAAGGCAUAAAAGGGAAAUUGAAGAGGCGUUGCAAACAGCAGAACACAACCACCAAUUAGCACUGCAGAACUCACUCAAACAACUGGAGGAGCAGUUCAACCACGAUAAGGACACUGCAGCAAGGCAGUACGAGGAACGAAUGGAUAAACUUAAAGAGGAGUACAAUGCUAAACUGUUGCAGAGGAAAGAGCAACUGGAGAUCGAAAACGAACACGCUCUCACCGAAGUUCGUGAACAACUGCAAACGAGUCUGCACAGGGAAAGGGCUCAAAUGGUGGAGGAGAACAGAGCGAUUAUAGACUCGCUGCGGGACGAACAUACCGCUCGGAUCACGGAGCUGAGACACGAUUAUAGGGCUGAGGUGGAGCGUCUCAGAACCCAACACGCGUGUCAUCUCGAAGAAUUACGGGCGCGUUUAGCGAGCGAGCGCGCGGCUUCAAGCCGACACCACGAGGAGCGCGCUAUGGCUGAGAAGUACAAGUGCUUGAAGGAGAAGUACGCUCGCCUGAAGCAUGACGUCAAAAUGUCAAUAGAGCGCCGUAACAAAAGAAGAGAAAUGAGCAUGACCACGGGAUCUGAGACUGAAAAAUCUAACUCACAUAAAGCGACACAAGAAAGGUGCAAAGAACUCAACGAGCGUUCAUCAAGCAUAGCAGCUGAGACGGACCAAGGCAGCGGCCGCGCUAACAACAACCCCACUGUAAGAUACAACGACAACGAGACCUCGCAGUCCGAGACGCACAAGUCAAGCCACAACAACAACCACAACUGGACCGCUAGAGAGAACCUGAUGGAUCAAGGCAGCGGCCGCGCUAACAACAACCCCACUGUAAGAUACAACGACAACGAGACCUCGCAGUCCGAGACGCACAAGACGAGCCACAACAACAACCACAACUGGACCGCUAGAGAGAACUCCGAGACGCACAAGUCGAGCCACAACAACAACCACAACUGGACCGCUAGAGAAAACACCAUACCAUCAGCAGAUACGUCCCAAAUAUCAGCCGUGAAACACCAAAGGCCCCAUCGUCGAACUGCCGUUGCUUUCAGAGAGCCGCCUCGCCGUAGGAGGGACAGAGAUAGAGAUGCAGGUGCAACCACUGAUUGUCAAGACACGUCCGAUGCGACAACCGCAGAUGAAAAACCGAAAGAAGCUGUAAAUGGACAUGGACGUCGUAGGUGCUUUACAAGAUUAAAAUCGGCGUCCACUUCGCGACUCAACUACUCACCGAAAAGAGGCGAAGGCUGGUCAAGCCCGCUUGAAUCUCUGCGGCAGCAACUCAGAAAAUUAGAUGACUUAGAAGACCAGUUCCCUGAUCUGGCCUGUCAACCGGCCUACAGCUUAAGAUACCCUUUUACGGAGUUAGGUGCGGUCACCACAGCAGAUACACCCGAGUUGGAAUUUGUACGGCACAGGGCUUUAGUGGAAAGAGAAGGGAUGCGACGGGCUCGCGCUGUGUUGAAACGGAGACGCGCCGCUUUGAGAGAAACUAGGGCUUCACUGUCGCCUCAUAGGGCUCCUUCGGAGGAACGCGAAGCAACUGAACUAGAGGUGGCGUUACACCGAGCGCGGGCGUUACUUGGAGAGAAGGAAAUAAGGCUGAGACACAUUGAGCGCGCGCUGCGAAGGCUCGCCGACGCACAUCCACCUCCGUUGAUACAGGAAGCAACAACGAGCGAUGCGUCAUCCGGCAGCGAAGCAGCAGUGGUGGAGAACGAAGCGGGCGGCGCCGUGCUUCGGUCGCUGCGGGCUUUGCAUGCGGAUGUUAGGGACAUCUGGCGCGCUUUGGAUGCUAGGAGGCCUCAUACAGCGACAUCCGGCAGCGAAGCAGCAGUGGUGGAGAACGAAGCGGGCGGCGCCGUGCUUCGGUCGCUGCGGGCUUUGCAUGCGGAUGUUAGGGACAUCUGGCGCGCGUUGGAUGCUAGGAGGCCUCAUACAGGUGAGAUGACUAAGAAAGAUUCUAAAGCAACGACCAGCGAAGCGUCAUCCGGCAGCGAAGCAGCAGUGGUGGAGAACGAAGCGGGCGGCGCCGUGCUUCGGUCGCUGCGGGCUUUGCAUGCGGAUGUGAGGGACAUCUGGCGCGCUUUGGAUGCUAGGAGACCUCAUACAGGUGAGAUUACUAAGAAAAAUUCUAAAGCAACAACUAGCGGAGCGUCAUCCGGCAGCGAAGCAGCAGUGGUGGAGAACGAAGCGGGUGGCGCCGUGCUUCGCGAAGCAGCAGUGGUGGAGAUCGAAGCGGGCGGCGCCGUGCUUCGGUCGCUGCGGGCUUUGCAUGCUGAUGUGAGGGACAUCUGGCGCGCUUUAGAUGCUAGGAGGCCUCAUACAGGUGAGAUGACUAAGAAAGAUUCUAAAGUCAACCAGCGAAGCGUCAUCCGGCAGCGAAGCAGCUGGGUGGAGAACGAAGCGAGCGGCGCCGUGCUUCGGUCGCUGCGGGCUUUGCAUGCUGAUGUUAGGGACAUCUGGCGCGCUUUGGAUGCUAGGAGGCCUCAUACAGGUGAGAUGACUAAGAAAGAUUCUAAAGCAACGACCAGCGAAGCGUCAUCCGGCAGCGAAGCAGCUGGGUGGAGAACGAAGCGGGCGGCGCCGUGCUUCGGUCGCUGCGGGCUUUGUACACAGAUCGAAGCAGCAGUGGUGGAGAUCGAAGCGGGCGGCGCCGUGCUUCGGUCGCUGCGGGCUUUGCAUGCUGAUGUUAGGGACAUCUGGCGCGCUUUGGAUGCUAGGAGGCCUCAUACAGGUGAGAUGACUAAGAAAGAUUCUAAAGCAAUGACCAGCGAAGCGUCAUCCGGCAGCGAAGCAGCAGUGGUGGAGAACGAAGCGGGCGGCGCCGUGCUUCGGUCGCUGCGGGCUUUGCAUGCAGAUGUGAGGGACAUCUGGCGCGCUUUGGAUGCUAGGAGGCCUCAUACAGGUUAG
This is a messenger RNA of Ostrinia nubilalis (European corn borer), 5434 nucleotides long. RefSeq lists its product as uncharacterized. The coding region runs from base 119 to 5434 and encodes 1771 amino acids. Gene Ontology annotation, molecular function: protein binding. The record is from RefSeq and is a predicted model, not a curated record. The transcript is spliced from 25 exons. Lineage: Eukaryota; Metazoa; Arthropoda; Insecta; Lepidoptera; Crambidae.